Pecten maximus is the source of this 803-nucleotide messenger RNA. Its product is annotated as ATP-dependent DNA helicase RecQ-like. Gene Ontology annotation, molecular function: 3'-5' DNA helicase activity; four-way junction helicase activity. The transcript has 2 exons. The record is from RefSeq and is a predicted model, not a curated record. Gene Ontology annotation, biological process: double-strand break repair via homologous recombination. Lineage: Eukaryota; Metazoa; Mollusca; Bivalvia; Pectinida; Pectinidae. Gene Ontology annotation, cellular component: nucleus; chromosome; cytoplasm. Bases 201 to 803 code for a protein of 200 amino acids.
AUACUCAUGGCUCAACUUAUACAGAUGCGGAUUGCGAGAACGAUGAGGAACAGGAUCAUGAAUAUGUUGAAAUUGAUGUUCCAUUUGAGCAACUGGAGAGAGGAGACAUUUUUGCAUAAUUUAUUGUCAUCCAGAGUCGACUUCUUAGGUCUCAACUGUACCAAGAGAUCAUUUGUGCAGUAGUCAUAGAUGAAGUCCAUAUGGUUUCAGAAUGGGGAGAAGAAUUUCGUCCUGCAUUCCAGAAGCUUGGGGAGUUAAUGUGCAUUCUAGAGAAAGCUUUGCAUUUAAUUCUCACAGCAACUGCUACACCGAAAUCAAUUGCAAGUCUAUCUAAACAGCUGAAUUUGAAAAAUCCACUUGUUAUCAGUGAGAAUGUGGACCGUCCAAAGAUAUUUAUAGACAUUAGAACCAGAUUGCCAAACUUUCAUAAAUUUGACAAAUUUGAUGACUUGAUACAACCAGUGGCAACAGAAUUGCUGGAAAAAGGAGUUCAUUUUCCAGUAACCAUAAUGUAUGUGGAAAGUUUGGAAGCAUUGUCCUAUUUUUAUCAGUUUCUUUCGUAUAAACUUAAGGGUGCCAGCUAUGAUGGUGAGUCCAUGAAGAAAAUCACUAUUCAAGAACUGACUAAAGAAACCCCUAAAGUCAGAUUAGUUUUGGCAACUGUUGCACUGGGAAUGGGGCUUAAUGCUCCAAGUGUUUCACGUAUCAUUCAUUGCAGGCCCCCAACAACACUGGAGAAAUACCUACAAGAAAUCGGUCGUGCUGGACGUGUUGGACAACCGUCAGUGGCAAUUCUUUACUAA